Bursaphelenchus okinawaensis is the source of this 2206-nucleotide messenger RNA. The record is from the annotation of a GenBank genome assembly. Lineage: Eukaryota; Metazoa; Nematoda; Chromadorea; Rhabditida; Aphelenchoididae.
AUGGGCACCUUAAGAUCGUCCCAACUAGAAGUCCUAGUACAAGGUCAUUGGUACUGGGUGUCGGCUUCAUUAGAUGAGACUAGUCUCACGUUGAAGACUUUAGACCCAGAAUCCGACCCUAACACCUCAAAUCGACCAGCUACUGGGGUUGAGAAUGAAAUGAGAUUCGUGAGGAUUCAGAAGACUGACGGUAAUGGACUUGGAAUCAGUAUCACAGGCGGAGCUGAGAAUGGCAGACCUAUUGUGAUAAGGUGAGAUUUCAAUAGCGCAAUAACUUUCAACGUAUUUUAUAUUUGAAAAGGUUGUAGAAUUCCCUAGUUACACAAAAAUAAGAAUAAAAGCAUUACAACCUAAGUACUGUCCCAUAAAAACUAACCAUAACAUAGUGAAUACAAUGUACAAAGACCAUGAAAACUAUAGUAAUGUAAAAACAACUGUUAUCACAACUUGUUUUCAGUAAAAUCUUCCCGGGAAUGGCAGCCGACUUAACAGGUCAACUAUUUGUAGGAGAUGCAAUCUUAUCAGUGAAUGGCGAGUCACUCGUCAAUUCCAAACAUGACGAAGCCGCUCGAGCUUUGAAGAGAGCUGGGAAGGUGGUGGAUCUACAAGGUAACUUGAGUAUCUUAAUAUAGCCUUUAGAAGCUGAAAACUUUAGAAGCUGAUUAUGUCAGGUUAUGUCCUUUUCUAACUAGACUAGCUGCCUUGUUAAGUGCAAUAUUGUUAGAGCUAUUACUUUUAUAAAAUGAAGUAACACGUAACGUAAAUUGAAGAUUGAAUGUAACAACCUUUUUCAGUAAAAUAUGCCAAAGAUACGUAUCAUCCGGAGAACUUUCUGGACAUAAUCGAAUGGGACAAUGACAUGACCUUACACCGACCUCAGAUGCGACGAUUUAACCUCAAACUCUCGUUUGUCACACGGUAAGCUCAAAUAUUAUGAUAACAUUGAAAUUUAGGCAACAAGUGAUUACCGUAACUUUCAAAAUAGUAUUCAUCGCAAUACUAUACUAAUAAGUAAAGUAACACAAACUUAAAACAUUACUAUGGAACUGCUUAUAAAACAUUAAAUAUAAUAUAAACACCCUUUCGACCGAUUUCUAACCCCACACCUCUUGUUUAGAACCAGCCUAGAUAGAGAAGAUAUAGAGAAUCGAACAUUCGAAAUAAGAUCUCACAGUGCACAUUACGUACUCACACUCAGAUGCAUGAAUGCUAUGGAAGCGGACUCCUGGUUUGAAAGUGUUCAUGUCUGUGUAGAUGCUCUUCUGACACAAUCUCUAGCCCAAGUCAACCUAAUAUUGGGCCAAAACCCACAAGUUAGGAAGAUGGGAUGGCUAGCUGAACAGGUAAACAAACAAAACAUUACAUUAGGAUGAGUCAGAGUACCAAAUUAUUAAAGAUUAAUUAAGCAUAACCUAAUUACUGACAACAUGACUACAUGAAACCUCAAACAUAACCAUUAAUUCCAGACCGUCCAAGACGGAAUCCUAGUCUGGAAUCCCGUGUUCGCGGCGCUGACACUGAACGACCUCCUCCUUUAUGACUCGGUACCUGCUAUCAAACAAGAAUGGGCCACCCCCACCACCACCCGCCCUCUCAUUGCCACGAGAGUAGUACAAACAACUGCCCGCACCUAUCCCGUAAUAAGUGGCCUAUCAGAUGUCAUCAGUUUCACCAUUCGCACGGGUACUCAAGAUGGAAUCCGCUCCAAUCUGCUUCGAGUCGAAACACAUCGCGAGCUCUCGGCCUGGGUCAAGUCUAUCAUCCACUGCACGUACGAGGCCUGUACCGACACGGCGCAGGUUACAGCACGUGAGUUUUUUACAGUUACAUUAGUCAAGCCAUAUUAAAAGUACCCUUUUCUAUUGAAAAUCCAAUGAAAUGACCAAGAUAGUUUUUAAGAGUAUAUGACACUUUUAAAGCAACAUCACUUUCAGCAUGUAUCUGGCAAGACCAAGAAUGUCAGCUAGUAAUCGACCUAGAGAAAGGAGUGGCCCUGAACAACAAAGUAGGCAGUGAACUCCUAUGGCAACAUCCAUUUGAGUCCAUUCGAGCUACAGGAGAUGACGGUCGUCAAUUCCUGUGGAUAGACUUUGGCCCACCAACUGGCGAACAAGAACUCGACCUUCUCGGAUCCCCCAAGGCCGUCGUCUUCAUCUUACAUUCCUUCCUCGCCACGAAAGUGUACCAAUUGGGACUAUACGCUUAA